AUGGUGAUGGCGAGCGCGGUGCUGGGUCCCGGGGCGGCGCGGCUCCUCUUCUACCCGACGCUCCUGUACACGCUGGUGCGGGAGCGGCUGCCCGGCUCGGCCCGGCCGUGGUUCAGCCGCAUCGACCGCGCUGUGCUCCUGGGAGCGCUGCCUUUGCGGGGAAGGUGCCGCCAGUUGGUAGAAGAGGAGAAUGUUCGAGGUGUGGUCACCAUGAAUGAAGAAUAUGAGACUCGCUUCCUGUGCUGCUCUCCCCAGGAGUGGGAGGCAAUGGGUGUAGAAUGCCUGCGCCUUAGCACUGUGGACCUGAUGGGAGUCCCCUCAUUAGAAAAUCUGCACAAAGGUGUCCAGUUUGUACUGAAGCAUCGCGAACUUGGAAACAGUGUUUAUGUGCACUGCAAAGCUGGCCGCUUUCGUAGUGCCACUAUGGUUGCAGCAUAUUUAAUUCAGCUGCACCAGUGGACUCCUCAAGAAGCAAUAGACACCAUUGCUAAGAUCCGGCCUCAUGUCAUCAUCCGCCAGAAACAGGUACAGUUACUGGAGGACUUUCAUAGGAGCGUAACUGUUUGAACUCCUGCAGAAGGAUGGCAAGGACUACCAAAGACAGA
This is a messenger RNA of Euleptes europaea (tarantolino), 605 nucleotides long. It is a transcript of the gene PTPMT1, whose product is annotated as protein tyrosine phosphatase mitochondrial 1. The record is from RefSeq and is a predicted model, not a curated record. Gene Ontology annotation, molecular function: phosphatidylinositol-4,5-bisphosphate 5-phosphatase activity; protein tyrosine/serine/threonine phosphatase activity; phosphatidylglycerophosphatase activity. The transcript is spliced from 4 exons. Gene Ontology annotation, biological process: protein dephosphorylation. Bases 1 to 567 code for a protein of 188 amino acids. NCBI's taxonomy places the organism in Eukaryota, Metazoa, Chordata, Lepidosauria, Squamata, Sphaerodactylidae.